AUGGUGUUGAAGUCGUCGUCGACGAUGCGUUUUAUAUGAGAAAGUUUGUGGAGCUAGCAAAGAGAGCAAUUGGGUGUACUAGUCCUAAUCCCAUGGUUGGUUGUGUCAUUGUCAAAGACGGAGUUGUUGUUGGUGAAGGGUUUCAUCCCAAAGUUGGUCAGCCUCAUGUUGAGGUGUUUGCUCUUAGAGAUGCUGGAGACUUAGCUGAGAAUGCCUCUGCUUAUGUUAUUUUGGAGCCAUAUAAUCCACUACAAGAAAACAGGUCAUUUGCAACUCCAGUAAUGGUCGCUCAAUAGUCGCAAAAAAGGGUUUUGCGACCAUUUAGCAACUAUUUGCGAUGGUCGCUAAAAACGGUCACAAAAUUUGUUGGUCGCAACAUGGUCGCUUAUUUGCAACCGAUUUAGGACUCUGUAAUAUAGUCGUAUAUUAGCGACG
Molecule: messenger RNA, 435 nt
Organism: Camelina sativa (false flax)
Lineage: Eukaryota; Viridiplantae; Streptophyta; Magnoliopsida; Brassicales; Brassicaceae
Source: RefSeq, a predicted model, not a curated record